AUGGCGACAGGUUGUGGCCUUAACCAGCACCAGAAGCACCACCGUACCCACAGCACACUAGGAGCACCCCCGCCCCCAACGCAGACCGUUCUCCACGCCCCAACAGCACACCCCCACCCCCACCAUGACCCCCACCUCAAUAAAAAAUGUCAGUUUGACUUUUUUGGGUACCCAGAGCAAGUUUUAAAUGAGGUAUCGCCCACAACACCUGAAGCUCAUCUUAUUGAAGAUUAUCGAGCAGGGGAUCAGAUAUGUUCUGAGUGUGGUUGGGUAGGGGACGUAAUAAAUGUUUUAAAUUUCAGAGUAAUAGAUGUGGGAUCUGAAUGGCGCACUUUUAGUAAUGAGAAAGCCAACAGUGAUCCCUCUCGAGUUGGUGGACCAGAAAACCCUCUUCUCAAUGGUUCAGAUCUCUCUACAAUUAUUGGACCAGGAACUGGUAGUGCAUCUUUUGAUGGUUUUGGGGGCACAAAAUAUCAAAAUCGAAGAUCAAUGAGCAGUUCAGACAGAGCCCUUAUCAAUGCUUUUCGGGAAAUUAGCAACAUGGCUGAUAAAAUCAACCUGCCGAAGACCAUUGUUGAUAGAGCAAAUGUUUUAUUCAAACAAGUUCACGAUGGAAAAAACCUUAAGGGCCGUAGUAAUGAUGCCAUUGCUUCUGCAUCUCUGUAUAUUGCUUGUCGACAGGAGGGUGUUCCAAGGACCUUUAAGGAGAUUUGUGCUGUAAGUAAGAUCAGCAAGAAAGAAAUAGGCCGGUGCUUCAAACUCAUCUUGAAAGCUUUAGAAACACAAGUGGAUCUUAUUACCACAGGGGACUUUAUGUCAAGAUUCUGCUCAAAUCUUGGGCUACCCACCUCUGCACAAAAGGCAGCAACUCACAUUGCAAGAAAGGCUGUUGAUCUUGAUAUUGUUCCAGGAAGAUCACCUAUUUCUGUUGCAGCUGCUGCAAUAUAUAUGGCCUCACAAGCAUCUGAUGACAAGAGAACUCAGAAGGAAAUUGGUGACAUUGCAGGUGUUGCAGAUGUAACAAUAAGACAGUCCUACAAGCUUAUGUACCCUCAUGCAAAAGAGCUUUUCCCAGAAGAUUUCAAAUUUUCUACUCCUAUUGAGUUAUUGCCACAAUUAUAGGAUUCUUAGACAUUGUUUCAAGGAUAUAUUAAAAUGUUAUAUUACUAAUGUGUAUAUAAUAUCUGGUGGAUACAGUAUUUUCCACCUUUUUAUUGUGGGUUAUUUUUGUGGAGUUUUAUUUUAUUUUUAUGAUAGAGUUAGUUCAGUUUUGUGGAAGUAUUUGUGAAGACUACUUCUACUAAUUGUUUCAUCUGCCAUAGCAUUUUUUGCAUCAGUUCUGAAUAACAGGUAGGAGGUUUCAAGAAUAUGAGGAAUCUUUUCACUAGAUAAGUUCUCUUUAUUUAAUAAUGCAAAUGAGCACUACUGAAUUACUAUCCCAAAGAUCUUGCUUAAAGCAAGUCAUUCAGUUUCCUAUUUUUUUUUUAUGUGACUAGAAAAAUUGGCUUAUAUCAGUAUUAGUACAGUAUAUGUAUAAAAUAUUACAGUAAUAUUUAUAAAAUGUUGGAAUCAUUAUUAUAAUUACCUCCUCAGUUUUCUACUUUUAUUCAUGGAGGAUAAACAUAAAUAUAUUUUGGAUAAUUUUCAACAUUCAUCUAGAAUGGAAAAUGUGACCCAUGUUAUUGUACAAAAUGGUUGUAAAAUAAUUCUUGUCUUCUAAAUAAACAUCUCAAAAUUAUCUUGAGCAUGGCUGAAGCUAUCAGAGAUAAAAUAAAGAAAAAAAUGGGUCCUUUUUUUUUUAUAGUAUUUCCAGUAUUUAAGGUUAAGGGGGGAGUGAAACUAGCAUCCUGGGUAAUGAUAGUCAAAAUUGCUUGAUUUUUUAUUGAAAGUUCAGAAGGGCAUGAGGGUUAUAUUCUAGAAGUUCCAUUAUGGUAACACUUAUGACACUUUCAUGCAAAAUUACAAAUACUGAAAGUGUUUUAGGUGACUGUACAGGAUCAUGUAAAGCCCAGUUGUUAUAUUGCAAAGGCAAAAGUAGGAAGUUAUUUAUUUUUUAAGAAAAUGAAAACAAAAGAAAAAAACAGAAUUUCUGGAAGAUAAUGUAAUGCCUUACUUUUGCCUUUGCAAUUUAGGCUUUGCUUGAUCCUGUAUAAUCACCUAAAACACCUUUUGGUAUUUGGUAUUGCAGGGAACUUUUAGAAUACAAUCCUCAUGCCCUUGUGAGCUUUGAAUAAAAAAUAAAACAAUUCUGACUAUCAUUUCCCAAGUUGCUAAUUUCACCCCGACCCCUUCCCAUUUCCUUAAUUAUGGAAAUAUUUUCUAGGGCAAAUUUAAAUUUAUAAUAUUAUUGCUAAUACUCACCAGAAGUAAUAAAUUUUUACAUGUUUCUUUGAUAAUUUUAAGCUAGAUUCAAGAUGAGUGCAUAAGCUUUACAAUGCAAUAUUUUUCUGCAUUUCUUCUUGUACGUAUUUGGAUCUCAUUAUGGAUUAUGCAUCAUCUAUGGAGUCCAGUGUUGUGGUGCUACAUUGAAAAAGAUAAAUUGUAUUUGACCUCAUUAAUCUCAUAUCUUAGUGAUCUACAUAAGAAUUUGGUUUUAUAUCUUGUAUAUGAUUUGUCACUGAACUAGAGAAUUUUCAUCUUUUUCAAUUUAUAUUUACAGUAUAGUAUUUGCAGUAGCUGACAGAUUUUAAACCAGUAAUCAUCAGUAUGAUACUUUCUUGGAGAGUUGUUAAUUAAAAAGGCAUGCAUCAAAUCUUUGAACUUACUGAAAAGUAUACUGCAUAAGGUAUUAUUGCAAAUCUUUUCAUCAGAAAUAGUAUUAAAUUUAAUGAAUGUGAAAUUGUUAAAAGUGAAAAAAAUCAAAUGUCUAAAAAUAUUGCCAUUCUAUUUAAAGGAAAAAUGCUAGAUUAAAAGAAAAGGGAUAUUUUUACUUCUUUAUAUAUAGCUAGAUGCAUAUGCAAGGGUGCCUUCAGUGGAAUUCAUUGUUAGUAUGACAAUACUAAAAAUAUAGUUUUAUUUUUUGGUUUAUAUUUAUACUCAGUGUAAGAUGGUUAUACCUGUAUGUCAUCCUUCACCACAAUCUGGUAAAACUUCUUGGACUGUUACCUUCAGCUUGCCAUUUUAAUAUUAAAAAUUAGCCAUAUUUUACUAAUGUUACUUCUAUUCAUUCUCUUGGUGAAUUUCUAACUUUGAUGUUAGAAUUUUUUUUUUUUUUUCCCCAUAAAAAAGUUUGAAAUUCCUUUUCACAUGGUUUGGCACAUGCCCUAACUAAAUUAGGGUUUCUUUUUCAGAGUUAACAUUUCUAAUUUUGUUUGUAGGGUAGCAUCAUAACUUCAGAAUUCUGUUGAUGUGUUACCUGGACUUUGUAGUGAACAUAGCUGACACCACUUAGCUUUAAAAAUAUUAGUGAUUUCUCUUUAGUUUCAUUUGUUAUUUAAAGAUGCUCUGGCACUUCAUAUUUGCAUAAAAUGAAUAGUUUAUGCCCUUCUUUGAAGGGGUUUGUUUAGAUAAGUCUACAUAUGGAAAUCUUUCAUAUUUUGGGUACAGAUGAGUUGAGGAACAUGCUUAUCAAGCCUGUAUAAUCUGUUUAGAAAUAUUAAUUUUCAUGCUCAAGAUAAAUAGCUUAUUUAUACCUAUACAGGUCCACAUCCCUUGAUCCGAAAUUCUGAAAUUCGGAAAGUUCCGAAAACCGAAGUUUUUUCGUGGAGUGUGGAACGUCGGUCAACGCCGCCACGUGGCGGCGUUGAGAAUCAUUCUGAAAUUUGAAAAAGUCUGAAAUGAGAAACAGUACUGGCCCCAAGGGUUUCAGAUAAAGGGAUGUGGGCCUGUAUUAUAAAUAUGCAUAUCAUAGCAGAAUUUUAGCGCAUGCCACUAUAAGGGGACCAAGCCUAUGUGGACAGUGAUCCUUGAAACCUUCUCAAGGUAACUCAUGCCUUGGUAUUAUGUGCUGAGAAAAUCUUGUACAGUAUAUGAAUAUUUUUCUAGUAGACUGGUGUUCAGUACUCAGUUUCAUGUCAUUGGUAGUUACAGUAUUAUUAUUAUUAUAAUCUUUAAAGCUAGUGCUAAACAUCAAAGUCAUUUUGUGCUUAGAUCAUUGGUAAAACAUGUUGACCUCAUUUUAGAUCACUGCUAGAACAAUUUCUGUUUGCUCUUGUACAUUUUGAAAUUAACAGGUUUUAACCCUUUGAGUGUCAUGACCCCUGCUCACAGGGUCAAAUCCCCCUACCCCACCCCCCCAGAAAUUCUUAUGAAAUGAUAGAGAAUCUUUUUCCAAACGUAAUGAAAUGAAAAGCACGAAAUUUGAUGGAAAAUUUGGAGAAUUACGCUCUUGCAGAGUGUCCAGAAUAAAUAAUGUAGACAUUCCUGGCACUUAAAUAACAUUUUUCUCUGUUCAUUAGUUACGUCUCCAGGCCCCUCUUAUAUUACACUUGGUUUUCAUUUUGACUUCACACAAAAUUUAGAAGAUUUACUGUUAUUCAGACUACUGCAUAAUUGUAUAAAUAAUAUCACGCAUUCCUGAAUGCAUAUUAGACCCAUCAGUUUACAUCCAUUGGAUGCGUGACGUGGUUUGUUUACUCUUGAACAUCAGCAAAAAUCAAACAUUUCCACUGCUUUGAGCUCAAUUUCUUGCUACUUUUAGUCUGUAAACCAUCUCUAUUUCUGUAUUAUAUUCUUAAAUCUAUCAGAUGAGAUCAAGAAAAUGAAAAUACAAACAUAAAUACUAUACAAAAAUACACCACAAAGUCACCAUUUUAAACCAAAAACACGGUCGCUGUUUUUUUCCUCGAUAUGCACUGCUUGCUAUGUGAUUUUUUUUAUAUUGUUCGCACUGACUAUGCAGACCCAUUCUCUCACAUGUAGGCCUACCAGCUUUCUCCCGCAAGAUUUGAAGACGCGAGUUUUGGCGUAGUACAGUAUUAUGGGACCGAAACCAACUUCAGAGCCAUAAUAUUACAGGACCGACACCAAAAGGGUUAAGAGGCUAAACUGAAUUUGAAAUAAUUUAUAGGAUAAACUGUUCUACUAUAAAAGUUAAUCACUCAUUGUUCAUUAAAAAAUGAGUUAUUCAUUCCAAUGUAUAACAAAAAAAAAAUCAUUUGAGAAGGAUGAUGAUGAAUCCAAGGUUUAUUUUUCUAUAUAAAACUAUAAACAAAAAAUUUAACUUUGUACCCCAUUUUUAUGAAAGACUCACUGUAAUGUGUGCCAACAUCAUUACUGAAAGAUAACUGUUAUAGGAUAAGUGACUUUUUUUUAAGUGGAGCAUUCACUAUUCUGAGGAUUGUGAUUUUUAAAGAAAUCUUUCCAGAAGAUUAUGUACAAGAUAGCCCAGUCAGGAGAGACAUUGGUUCUCAGAGGCAACAAGGCUGCAAAAAAUGUACUGUAGAUAGAUUAGAUUUUUCCAAAAUAUUUUAGAAUAUUGCUUGAAUGGAUAUUUACACUUUCAACAAGAUUUUGUCAGAUAUAACCUGAUGUUUUACCAAAUUAAUUUAUCUCCUGUACUUAUUUUGAUUUCUUACAUUACAGUCUAAUUAAAUUUGAAAAGGCUUGUGGAAUUGCUUGUUACAAUACUUUUAUUUCUGAUGAGGUCAUGUUUUAAUAGUACAUUCUUCUGACGAGAGAGAGAUUUACCCAUUGUUAAAUAAGAAAGGCACACUUUUGCUGUAUUUAUUAUGUGGUUUUGUAUCCAAAUAAAAGGCUCUAAAAUAA
This is a messenger RNA of Cherax quadricarinatus, 5706 nucleotides long. Lineage: Eukaryota; Metazoa; Arthropoda; Malacostraca; Decapoda; Parastacidae. The record is from RefSeq and is a predicted model, not a curated record.